Molecule: messenger RNA, 516 nt
Organism: Leishmania major strain Friedlin
Lineage: Eukaryota; Euglenozoa; Kinetoplastea; Trypanosomatida; Trypanosomatidae
Exons: 1
Coding region: 1-516 (171 amino acids)
Source: RefSeq, a predicted model, not a curated record
AUGGAGCUUGCUUCCAACUUUUCUCUCUUGCACGCCAAGCUGUCAAAGCUCGGAUUUCGUGACUGGGACUCGGUGAGCGAGGGCGAUGUCAUGACUGGCAAUCCCCACACCUACUCGCUCUUUCUGCGGUUUCUUUACCACCGCUUUCCUGCCGCCACCGCGGCACUGAUUCGCAAGCACGACUGGUUCAUCCUGGAACACAGCGACGGAAAUGUUGGUGCAGCAACGGUGCGGCUGCUAGCGGCGGAGACGGGUGAGGUGCAUGGCUUUUCGGGUGUCCAAUUCGGUCGUUGCAAAUACGCAUCGGCAAAGGUGGCGAUGUGCCAUUCACUUUUGCGUCUCCUCCGCUCCCUCACGCCGCAGCCCUCGACCGAGAGACCCCCGGCACGCGUUCCUAUAGCAUCUCGGCCCCCGAGGGAGGCCUGCAAGCUGGCCACCGCUUUACCUGCACAGCCGUUCGCGGCGGCACUGGUAGACAAGCGAAGGCGUGCACUCAACUCCCUGCAACGUUCCUAA